ACUCGUGGUGGCGCUACUGCGCUUGCACGUAACCUAUGCAACCGUCCAUUGCCGUUGUUAAUUGGCACUGGGCUAGAUUGUCAAAAAAUCACUGAAUAUGGCCACCAAGAGGAUAACCCAAGACACAUUUGAUGAGGUUGUGAAGGAAAACAUUGAAGAGUUUGAGAUGUCGCCUGAGGAGGCACUAAAUGAAGCCAUUCAGCAGUUUGAAACGCAAGGAGUUAAUCUACUUAACAUUAUCAAGGCAGUGCCUACAGUCGAUAGUGAAAGUGGCACAGUCACAAGACAUCCUGUCCUUGAAGCCCUGGACCAACUCAACCAGGUUUUACAAGGCGCAGUCACCGACAAAGAAUCCGUCAAGGCAUUCCUGGUAAGGUUUUCAUCGGAGUGCGGUGCAGAUAUCUCUCAUCGCAUUGCUGCUGGCAGUAACAACGCCUACCCAACCCUGAAGUUUCUGGUGCAGAAGUAUCUCAAAGAUCCAGACAUGUUGCCGGUCACACUAGACACCAUGGCAGCUCUCCUGAACGGACAGCCCGACUUGAUACAGACGGCAGAGAUUCAGAUGCUUUGUGACGUCCUGCAGGAAAACGUCGCAUCGGAAACAGUCUCCGUUUCCUGCGUCCGACUGAUCCGCCUGUCAUGCACCAUGCACGAGAUGAACCGGAGAGCUUUUGUCAAAGCCGAACUCAUUCCGCUUUUGAUUCAGACGCUUGAAAAGAAUCCUCAGUCCACUGUCGCCAUCAAAGAGGCGUGUGGGGCGUUGCGAAUCUUGACUGUCGAUGAUGAUGUCCGGGUUCCUUUCGGAAAAGCUCAUGAUCAUGCUAAGAUGAUAGUGGAAGAAGGAGCAAUGAAGGCACUUCUCGACACACUUAGAGUUCAUUUGGAGGACUCCUCCCUUUCUGGUGAUCUGUGUUUGACUCUCGGCAGACUUGCCGUGCGCAACGAGUUCUGUCAGGAGAUUAUUGAUCUCGGUGGGUUGAAGCUUGUGCUCCAGGUGGUCAAUAACAACAUGGACAAUCAGAUUGUUGUGAAGCAGGUUUUGGCCAUGCUGAAAGCCAUUGCUGGUAAUGACCAAGUCAAAGUAGCCAUCGUCAAUGCCGGAGGUGCAGCCAUCAUAGUCCAAGCGGUCAGCCAGCACAUCAAACAACCUGGGGUUUGUGAGGCCGGCUUUGCUGCCAUUGCAGCCAUCACUCUGAGGAACCCAGGCCAUGCUAAGAUAGUCAUGGAGGCAGGCACGGCGCCUGUUGUCAUACAGGCCAUGCAGAUACACCCUAAAGAAGUAGCAACACAGAAACAAGCCUGCAUGGCCCUGCGUAACCUAGUUGCACGGUCCCGCGAGCAAUGCCAAUCCAUCUUAGCCCUAGGGGCGGAACCCUUGAUCCGGAAGGCCCUAGCCUGCUGUGAGGACGAGGCCAAGGCUGCCUUACGAGACCUAGGAUGCGAGGUGGAGCUGAAGGAGCUGUGGAAGGGGGAGAAGAACCCGAUAAUAAGAUGAAGAGGCUGGAGCAAGGCCUUGGUUGAUGGAGGACAGUGUCUCUGGUGGAUUCAGGGGAGGGCAGGAAGGAAUGAAGCCCCCUCCCUCCUGCUUUAGCCAAAUGAGCCCUUCUUACCCCCCUCCCCUUUGCACACAUUAGCUAUCCCCCCACCCCUCCCACCCCAGGGUGUUUUACUUGAGAUAGUCUUUUGGGGUGGUGAAUUUGAUAAGCAUAUUUACACGUGCACACAUCCUGAAUCGGUGCUUACUUGUAAGUUUGGCCAAUCAGAUGGUAGUGAAGGUUGCUCAGCAGCCAAUGAUAUCUUAGAGUCUGGGAUGUCAUUGCCUGUUCUCACCGAGUGAGAUCAGGUUUACAGUCCUUGAUCAAAUGUUCUGACAAAGUUACAUUAAGCCUAACUAUCGGAAAAUGUUUGUACAUUUAAACGGAGACUUUGCGUUCAAUACCUUCCCUGUUAACUUGUGCUUUUCAAAAACUUUGAACACUGUGCAUUCGCAUUAUUCAAAUGUUUAAACUUUUAUUUUUCAGUGUGUAUAGUAGAGGGUGGUAGUCCAUUUUGUCUGGCCAAUUUAUACUUCGCACGAAAGCGAAAGCAGCCUUGUGAUGCUAUGGACGAUCACUAUAGGCCAUCACGAAAAAACUACCACAUUUCAUAAUUCAACAACCACGGUUGAUUUUGCUGCAAAACAUUUUGAGCAGUCAAUUUCUCCUGGUCUCAUCAAUACACUGGUCUUACAAUUUAUCAAGAAAGGUUUCCAGAGCUUUUAAAACGUGAUACAUUUAAAAUUGUAAUAUCCUGUGCUGGGAUACUGUAAUUUCACUGGUCGAAGACAACACACCGAGAGUGAAAUUGCACUGCCCUUUUUGCGCACACGUGUUGAACCUGCUGGCAUACUAGCUUCGUCCAAUGGGCCACCUCAUGUCUGGUGAGACACCAAAGCCUUCAGUUAUCGAAGGUUAUAUCGCACAGUAAGUUACAACCAUUACUCUUUUUGAGUUGUGUGUGGGCAGAUCUUCGUCAUCGAAGAGCUCGGGAGUACGGUAAAUCAGUUGCGCCGUUGUUGCCUUUCGUGACGUCGGCGUCUGGCUUCAGCAUUUCGCCGCUCGGUAUCCGCGGUUGCAGUUUUGACGCCAUCUUUUGUUGCAGUUUGACAGCCAGGACGGUCCAUGGCCAGAUUUUCCCAGUUGUUGUUUGAAAUGUUGGCGGCAUUGAGGUGGCGUUUGAUGACAUCUUUGUAGCGCAGCUUUGGCCUGCCUGGCCGUCUGGGUGAUUCCAAGAGCUCGCCAUAGAGGAGGAUCUUCGGCAGUCUGUGCUCCUCCAUUCGCACGACAUGCCCAGUCCAGCGGAGAUGAAUUUUCAGCAACAUGUGCUCCACACUCGGCAUGACCGCUCGAUGCACCACUUCAUCGUUGGUAACCCGAUCCCACCAUGAGAUGUUGAUUGUUGGUUACAGUUAACGAUUGUUGACUGCUGUGAUAUGGGAUACGCCAUUUUUAUCCCCCUCGAUGCGCCCCUCGGGUGUUUCAUAUCCCACAUCACAGCAGUCAACAAUUGUUAACUGUAACCUUAUAUAAAAUAAAGGUUUACAUUGUCUAAAGUCAAUGCAUUUCCUCGUUUGUGAGUUAUUUGUACACUUUGGUCACCCCUAAAUCUUACAACUGAUGUCUGAUUUUUGUUUUUUAAAUGUAUUAUCCUCGUGUAUAUAUGCUGUGAAGUGUUUGAGUAUUUUUUGUUAUACAUGUGUUAAUUUUGUGUGAAUAUGCCUGUAAAGACAAGUAUUUGAUGACAUGUGUGUCAUGUUGUAAAGCACCUUUAAGCUGCGGAGCUGAUUGGAUUCGGUGUGCAAUAAAAUACACGUUCCACUUGCU
This is a messenger RNA of Patiria miniata (bat star), 3362 nucleotides long. RefSeq names its product armadillo repeat-containing protein 6-like (gene armc6). The transcript has 6 exons. The coding region runs from base 98 to 1495 and encodes 465 amino acids. NCBI's taxonomy places the organism in Eukaryota, Metazoa, Echinodermata, Asteroidea, Valvatida, Asterinidae. Gene Ontology annotation, biological process: hematopoietic progenitor cell differentiation. The record is from RefSeq and is a predicted model, not a curated record. Gene Ontology annotation, molecular function: protein binding.